UCACUACUAUCAAAAGUGAUAGUUGUGUAUGUGCAUGUAUAUUAGAGACCAAUGUACACGACUUUAAACGGCGGUGGUUGUGUAUAAAAAUGAAAUGGGGCAUUGGGUGAAAGUGCUCUUGGCUUGGAGGUCUUAUAUCAGAUCAGUGUGCCAGGAGCAGCAUAGGAUGUCUAUGGAGAUUUUGUCUUCGUCCUAAUGACGAGAUCCCAUCGUGUCUAUAACGCUGUGUUUUUUUGAAAAAAAAAAAUAUAUAUACAUAUAUACAUAUAUAUUUUUCUUUUCUCCUUUUUUCCAAAUUAUGCAAUCGAAAUCGCGUUGUAGUAUCUUUCAAUAAAGUUUAUUCGUUCGAUUGGAUUAAGAGAAAAAAGUAUUAAAGCACACAUAGUUUUUGCAGAAAUGGUGCUAACAGUGUGGAUAUGGUGCUUUCUUGUGUCGGCAAGUCAAGUGGUAAUAGCUUUGGAAAAUGGAUUAGCUAAGACACCACCCAUGGGGUGGUUAGCCUGGGAAAGAUUUAGAUGUAAUACUGACUGCAAAAACGAUCCUGACAAUUGUAUAAGUGACCAACUAUUUCGAACAAUGGCUGACAUUGUUGUAGCAGAUGGUUAUGCAGCAGUAGGAUAUGAAUAUAUUAAUAUAGAUGAUUGUUGGUUAGAGAAAGACCGAAAUUAUAAUGGUCAAUUGGUCCCAGAUAGGAAACGUUUCCCAUAUGGCAUGAAAAAUUUAGCUGAUUAUAUACAUUCAAAAGGACUUAAAUUUGGAAUUUAUGAAGAUUUUGGUAAUUACACAUGUGCUGGUUAUCCUGGAGUAAUUGGAUAUCUGGAAACUGAUGCAUUGACCUUUGCAUCUUGGGAUGUAGAUUAUGUAAAACUUGAUGGGUGUUAUGCACAUCCAUCAGAAAUGGAUAGAGGAUAUCCAGAAUUUGGAUUCUAUCUAAAUCAAACAGGCAGACCUAUGAUAUAUUCAUGCAGUUGGCCUGUUUAUCAAAUUUAUGCUGGUAUGCAGCCAAACUUUACUGCAAUAAUAGAACAUUGCAAUCUCUGGAGAAAUUUUGAUGACAUACAAGAUUCUUGGAACAGUUUAGAAAGUAUUAUUGAUUAUUAUGGAAAUAAUCAGGAUUCUAUUGUACCAAAUGCUGGACCUGGACACUGGAAUGAUCCUGAUAUGUUAAUUAUUGGUAACUUUGGUUUAAGUUAUGAACAAAGUAAAACGCAAAUGGCUCUAUGGGCUAUUUUAGCUGCACCUUUGUUAAUGUCUGUUGAUCUUCGAACAAUCAGACCAGAAUAUAAAGCUAUUUUACAAAACAAAAAAAUUAUUGCUGUGGAUCAAGAUCCACUUGGUAUACAAGGUCGUCGUAUAUAUAAACAUAAAGGUAUUGAAAUAUGGGCACGACCAAUAACGCCAAUACAUCAAUCAUAUUAUUCUUACGCAAUUGCGUUCUUGAAUAGAAGAACAGAUGGUACACCUUCGGACGUUUCAGUUACAUUAAAAGAACUUGGUUUACAAUAUCCUGGAGGAUAUAAAGUAGAAGAUUUAUACGAAGAUGUGAACUAUGGUGUCUUAUUGCCACAUACAAAGAUAAAAGUUAAAGUAAAUCCAUCUGGGGUAGUUAUUCUACGAUGUGAUUUACAACUUGAAGACAUCUAUACCUCAAGUCAUUAUACAUCUUAUGAGCCUUUAAAUCAAGUUUUUAAAGUUAGGCAAAAUCCAUAUGAAUAAUGAGAUGUUCAAUAUUACAUUUCCUUUUGGUUUCUUUUUACUAUAAAUAUUUGAUCAUGCUAUAAUAUAUUUCCGAAAAUAAGAAGUAAAAAGUUUUAUAUGUCGUUUCCAAGGCCAUUGCCACAUUUGUGUACACCUUUCUGGAUGUGGCAUCAUAGCCAAGUGUCGACCGUCAGUUGAACAUAUAGCAGCUAUACCCUCUAAUGAAAAUGAUUUGUUCUUUUAUAAUCUUAUAUAUGGAUAAGUUUAUAUAUAUUAUUAUUUUAUAAAACUUA
Messenger RNA from Vespula vulgaris, 1991 nucleotides. Its product is annotated as alpha-N-acetylgalactosaminidase. Gene Ontology annotation, biological process: glycosylceramide catabolic process; glycoside catabolic process; oligosaccharide metabolic process. The coding region runs from base 397 to 1716 and encodes 439 amino acids. The record is from RefSeq and is a predicted model, not a curated record. The transcript is spliced from 8 exons. Gene Ontology annotation, cellular component: cytoplasm. Lineage: Eukaryota; Metazoa; Arthropoda; Insecta; Hymenoptera; Vespidae. Gene Ontology annotation, molecular function: alpha-galactosidase activity.